GUUGCCGUAAUCUUAUUGAUCCCGUGAUUCAAAAGAAAAUGGUAACCUUUGCUGCACGGCACUUAUAAUAAUUUGUUUCUUAAAACGGGCAGCGAAGAAAAAUGCUAAAACCGAAGGUUUUAUCCGAUGUAUUGUCUCAGGCAAAUACUGGCGGAGUAAUAAGUACGAUGCUGCUUAAUCAUGAAGGGUCCUUGUUGGCGUAUGCUGGGACUGAUGUAUACAAAGAUGCUAAAGUAACUGCUGCCGUAGCAUCAAAUAUUUGGUCUGCAUAUGAAAAAGGUGGAAAGAUGGCAUUUAACAAUGAAGGACUUGAGUAUAUGUUCAUGGAUUGCGACGAAGGAAAAGUCACUGUAACAAAGAUAUCUGGUAUUCUUUUGUGCAUGUAUGCAAACACGGAUGUUGGCUUUGGUAUUUUAAAAUUAAAAAUGGAAAAAUUAGGGGAAUUUUUAAAGGAGCCCCUGCUGCAAUCACUCUCAUAACAUAAAUUGUUUGUCAAAUUGCUUGAAUGAUUUACCAACCGACGAUCUGUAUGUAAAAGUCUUCCAUCUCAGCGAUGUAUCGGUAGACAUUUUAUGUGCAUAAUUUUAACCCUGGCAUUAUUAUUGUUGUCUCAUAUAGAUAUAAAAUCACCAUCGUAUGUUUAACACAUUGUUUUCAUACAUAAAGGCUCUAUUAAACGUCCCUCUAGGAAUUAAAAAAUAUAAAACGCCCUGCCUCUAAUAAACGUUUCUUGUCUACAGUCAAAAAGGGCGUUUAUUAGGGUUAAAAAUUUGAAUAUUUAGGUUUUUAAUAAACAUUUGCUCGGUAUCUACUUAACACCUGGCUCCAAUAAACGCACCCUUAGAGAUCUCAAAAGUAGAUAAACGCCUGUGGCGUUUAGUAGAGCAUUUACAGUAGGAUUUUGCAUACUUUUUUUGUUUUUUAAUAUUAUAUCUUCAUGCUAGGAACGUAUGAAUUAUUUUUUUGUUUAUAUGUAAUAAUUUUGAAAAAAAGUUUUAUAUAAUUAAAUGAAAAAAUUUCUCCGUAAUAUUAUUACCC
Molecule: messenger RNA, 1038 nt
Organism: Hydractinia symbiolongicarpus
Lineage: Eukaryota; Metazoa; Cnidaria; Hydrozoa; Anthoathecata; Hydractiniidae
Product: ragulator complex protein LAMTOR2-like
Exons: 5
Coding region: 102-479 (125 amino acids)
Biological process (GO): positive regulation of TOR signaling; cellular response to amino acid stimulus
Cellular component (GO): Ragulator complex
Molecular function (GO): guanyl-nucleotide exchange factor activity; molecular adaptor activity
Source: RefSeq, a predicted model, not a curated record